Molecule: messenger RNA, 7519 nt
Organism: Panthera uncia (snow leopard)
Lineage: Eukaryota; Metazoa; Chordata; Mammalia; Carnivora; Felidae
Gene: IGSF3
Product: immunoglobulin superfamily member 3
Exons: 11
Coding region: 728-4297 (1189 amino acids)
Source: RefSeq, a predicted model, not a curated record
GAGGGAGGAGGCGGCGCGUCCCCAGAGGCGUGCGCCCGGACCGCCGGCCGCCGGACGGACGCGCGGAGGGAGAGGGCCGGGGGCGAGAAAUCGGCUGGCAUUGUGGGACCGGCUUCGCUUCGGGGCCGCCGAACGCCAACUUGCUUCGUUUGUUCUGGGAAGGUCUGGGGCAGGUGGCGGCCCCGUGACCUACCGUCAUGGAUGGAGACGGACUUUUGGAUGAAGAAACCCAAACAGUCCGUGCUGUUCCCGGGCGAUUUAGCUGUCAAAGGUUUUGACAAAACCUACCGUCUUCCCUUUGGGGAAUCCGAAUGAGGGAGCUUACAGACACCUUCACUGGGAAGCCAAGGACAUUCCUGUAUAAUCAGCGGAUGAAAGGAUUUUCUCAGACUCUUUUUUCCCUUUUCCUCGAGGAUUAGUUCACUGCAAUCUACAAUUCCAGUGGAAACCGCUAAGGCACAGGAUGUGACAGAAGCCUAGAGGGCCUUCAGAAUUGUUCUGGACCCUUCCUUUAGCAUAGGGUAGUUUAACACAAGCCACUGGCCGCCCUUCCCCCCUGCCCCCCAUCUUGCCGAUGAUCUCUUCUCUUUAACCUCUUCUCAUUUUUUGAGUUAAGUUCUGUUUCCAAAACUGCCCUCUGGAGCUAUAAGUGGAUUGCCAGAAAUGAGAGAUUAAGUGCGGAGAGAAGAGGAAGCGUCCUGUGUGGUGUCUCUUCUCCGCUGCCGACAUGAAGUGCUUUUUUCCAGUGCUCAGUUGUCUGGCUGUGCUGGGUAUAGUGCUGGCACAGCGGCAUGUUGCCGUCCAGGAAGGACCCCUGUACCGCACGGAGGGCUCCCACAUCACCAUCUGGUGCAACGUGAGUGGCUACCAGGGGCCUGCUGAGCAGAAUUUCCAGUGGUCCAUUUACCUGCCGUCCGCCCCGGAGCGCGAGGUCCAGAUCGUCAGCACCGUGGACUCUUCCUUCCCUUAUGCCAUCUAUACCCAGCGCGUCCGUGGGGGGAAGAUCUACGUGGAGAGGGUCCAGGGGAACUCGGCCUUGUUGCACAUCACCGAUCUCCAGGCCCGGGAUGCCGGGGAGUACGAGUGCCACACGCCCAACACGGAUGAGCGGUACUUUGGGAGUUACAGUGCCAAGAUGAACCUAGUAGUGAUCCCUGACACUCUGCAGACCACGGCCAUACCGCAGACUCUGCACAAAGUGGAGCAGGACCCUCUGGAGCUGACUUGUGAGGUGGCCACGGAGACGUUCCAGCACAGCCACCUGUCUGUGGCCUGGCUCCGGCAGAGAGGGGGCGAGAAGCCCGUGGAGGUGAUUUCCCUGAGCCGAGAUUUCGUGCUUCACUCCAGCAGCGACUAUGCGCAGAGGCAGAGUCUGGGGGAGGUACGGCUGGACAAGCUGGGGAGCACCACCUUCCGCCUCACCGUCUUCCACCUGCGGCCCUCUGACCAGGGCGAGUUCUACUGUGAGGCUGCCGAGUGGAUCCAGGAUCCGGAUGGCUCGUGGUAUGCCAUGACCCGAAAGCGUUCCGAGGGAACCGUGGUCAACGUCCAGCCCACUGACAAAGAGUUCACCGUGCGGCUGGAAACGGAGAAGCGGCUGUACACGGUGGGUGAACCGGUGGAGUUCAGAUGCAUCCUGGAGGCUCAGAACGUUCCCGACCGUUACUUUGCCGUCUCCUGGGCCUUCAACAGCUCGCUCAUUGCCAGCAUGGGGCCCAACGCAGUGCCGGUCCUCAACAGUGAAUUUGCCCAUCGGGAAGCCAGGGGCCAGCUGAAAGUGGCCAAAGAGAGCGACAGUGUCUUUGUGCUGAAGAUCUAUCACCUCCGCCAGGAUGACAGCGGGAAAUACAACUGUCGUGUGACAGAGAGAGAGAAAACGGUCACCGGGGAAUUCAUCGACAAGGAGAGCAAGCGGCCCAAGAACAUCCCCAUCAUCGUCCUCCCCAUCAAGAGCAGCAUCUCCGUGGAGGUGGCCAGCAACUCCAGUGUCAUCCUUGAGGGUGAGCACCUGCACUUCUCCUGCAGCGUCCGCACGGCGGGCAGGCCGCAGGGCCGCUUCUCGGUCAUCUGGCAGCUCGUGGACCGGCAGAACCGCCGCAGCAACAUCAUGUGGCUGGACCGGGAUGGCACCGUGCAGCCAGGCGCGUCCUACUGGGAGCGCAGCAGCUUCGGGGGCGUCCAGAUGGAGCAGGUGCAGCCCAACUCGUUCAGCCUGGGCAUCUUCAACAGCAGGAAGGAGGACGAGGGCCAGUACGAGUGCCACGUGACCGAAUGGGUGCGGGCAGUGGACGGCGAGUGGCAGAUUGUGGGGGAGCGCCGGGCCAGCACCCCCAUCUCCAUCACGGCUCUCGAAAUGGGCUUCGCGGUCACAGCCAUCUCGCGCACGCCAGGCGUGACCUACAGCGACUCCUUUGACCUGCAGUGCAUCAUCAAACCCCAUUACCCAGCCCGGGUCCCCGUGUCCGUGACCUGGCGGUUCCAGCCAGUUGGCACCAUCGAGUUUCACGACCUGGUGACCUUCACCCGGGAUGGGGGGGUCCAGUGGGGGGACAGGUCCUCCAGCUUCCGGACCCGAACGGCCAUCGAGAAGGCCGAGUCCAGCAACAACGUGCGCCUGAGCAUCAGCCGGGCCAGCGACACAGAGGCGGGCAAGUACCAGUGCGUGGCUGAGCUGUGGCGGAAGAACUACAACAACUCCUGGACGCGGCUGGCGGAGCGGACCUCCAACCUGCUGGAGAUCAGGGUGCUGCAGCCAGUGACAAAGCUGCAGGUGAGCAAGUCGAAGAGGACGCUCACUCUGGUGGAAAACAGGCCCAUCCAGCUGAACUGCUCGGUUAAGUCUCAGACCAGCCCGAACUCCCACUUUGCGGUGCUCUGGUACGUGCAUAAGCCCUCGGAUGCCGACGGGAAGCUCAUCCUGAAAACCACCCACAGCUCCGCCUUUGAGUACGGCACCUAUGCCGAGGAGGAGGGCCUGAGGCCCCGGCUGCAGUUCGAGAGGCACGUUUCCGGGGGCUUGUUCAGCCUCACCGUGCAGAGGGCCGAGGUCAGUGACAGUGGCAGCUACUACUGCCACGUUGAGGAGUGGCUGCUGAGCCCCAACUAUGCCUGGUACAAGCUGGCCGAGGAGGUUUCGGGGCGCACAGAAGUCACUGUGAAGCGGCCAGACAGCCGCCUGAAGCUCAGCCAAGCGCAGGGGAAUCUGUCGGUCCUGGAGACGCAGCAGGUGCAGCUGGAGUGUGUGGUGCUGAACCGCACCAGCGCUGCGUCCCAGCUCGUGGUCGAGUGGUUUGUGUGGAAGCCCAACCACCCGGAGCGGGAGACUGUGGCCCGCCUGAGCCGCGAGGCCACCUUCCACUAUGGAGAGCAGGCGGCCAAAAACAACCUGAAGGGGCGGCUGCAUCUGGAGAGUCCUUCGUCCGGCGUGUAUCGGCUGUUCAUCCAGAACGUGGCGGUGCAGGACAGCGGGACCUACAGCUGCCGCGUGGAGGAGUGGCUCCCCAGCCCCAGCGGCGUGUGGUAUAAGCGGGCAGAGGACACUGCCGGGCAGAUGGCUGUUACUGUCAUGCGGCCAGACGCCGCCCUGCAGGUGGACACGGUGGUCCCCAAUGCCACGGUGUCCGAGAAGGCAGCUUUCCAGCUGGACUGUAGCAUCGUUUCUCGAUCAAGUCAGGACUCCCGCUUUGCCGUGGCCUGGUACUCUCUGAGGACUAAAGCUGGAGGGGAAAGGGGAGGCCCUGGCCUGGGAGAACAGGAGGAGGAGGAGGGGGACGAGGAGGAAGAAGAGGACCUCACAGAGCGGACGGCCCUGCUGAGCGUGGGCCCGGAUGCUGUCUUUGGCCCAGAAGGCAGCCCGUGGGAGGGCCGGCUUCGCUUCCAGAGGCUCUCCCCCUUGCUCUACCGGCUCACCGUGCUGCAGGCCAGCCCCCGGGACACGGGGAACUACUCAUGCCGCGUGGAGGAGUGGUUGCCCGGCCCCCAGAAGGAAUGGUACCGGCUGACGGAGGAGGAGUCGGCCCCCAUCGGCAUCCGUGUUCUGGACACAAGUUCCACCCUGCAGUCCAUCAUCUGCUCCAACGACGCACUCUUCUACUUUGUCUUCUUCUACCCCUUCCCCAUCUUCGGCAUCCUCAUCAUCACCAUCCUGCUGGUGCGCUUCAAGAGCCGUAACUCCAGCAAGAGCUCCGACGGGAAGAAUGGGGUGCCCCUGUUGUGGAUCAAAGAACCACACCUCAACUACUCCCCCACAUGCCUGGAGCCCCCUGUGCUCAGUAUCCACCCAGGAGCCAUAGACUAAGGGGACCGCAGCGGCCCUCAGCCGCGGAGGAGCUGACAGUCUCCCUUCCUGCCUCUUGCUCUGUGAUCGGACGGCGGGCAGACGGCGCUGCAACUCUUGGAGUGCUCUCCUGGCAGCCAACAGUCAGACUUGAGCAACGUUCCAAGUCCCGGAUCCGGCACAGAGACAGACCGCCUCUAGGUGGCAGUCGUGGUCGGUUAGCUGUUUUGGAGCAGAUGUCCUUAUCCUGCAGAAUUAGGCUUCUUGUUUUUGUUUUUGGUAAUGUAGUGAGUAGCUCCAGAUGCCACAUCUACUCACUGAUUUAUAUCGUAUUCUCAGAUAGAUGUUACAGGGGUUCUUAUUCUUUGUAAGGGACUCUUUUUAAAUCCCCCCGGUUUACCCUUCUUGGGUUCCGUAACGUUGCGGACGAAUUUCUCGUAACAUACCGCCGAUGGCCAAAGGGAGGACGGACUUUUUGGUGCAAAGGAAUCUCUUCCAGGACUCUUUGUUUCUGCAUACUUGAAAAUACUACUCACGGAUCAGAAACAUGCCCAAACGUUUUUUACUUUCUUAACGAGACUUGAAAAUUAUGUGUCAUGCGGGCCCAAUUUGUAUCUUAUCUUUUCCCUCAGCUGGAGUUGUUGGAACCACUUUGUAGUCAAGAUGAAAGCAUUGAAUUUUGCUUCAAAGAACUGUGUACGUACGGGAGGAAUCCUGCAUAACCCCAUUAGAGUAGACGAUGCCCGACCGGACUGUCAGGGAAGCAAAAGUAGGCUUCGUUCCAACCUUGCCAAAAAAUUAUAUAUUAAAAAACAAAAAAACACAACUUUGUUGGAGAACAAGUCAAAAGCCCCAAACAGCACACGCUUUGCUGGCUAACCUGGACAGAAGGCUGCAUUUAGCAGCCACUGACUUUCAGAUUGAUCAAAGCCAGUGAUUAGUGAAGGAAGGAAACAAGGCUAGUUGUCGGCUUGAUCUGUUUCACAGGAGCGGCCUCGAACUGGUAACUGUGCGCGGGUGGGCUUCUAUUUUAAGGUGCUUUGCCACACUCUUAAAGGACAGUGGCCAGUGAGCCUGAAAAGGGGGCCGUGCUGAGCUGAACACACAGGGCCCAAGCAGCCACCGUAUGCACCCUACACCGGAGGGCACGGGGCCCGGCAGACCGCUGAGUUCCUCCAGGAGUCGGUGGUGGGAGGGCGGUGGUUUCCAGAGCCUGGAACUUGGAGACCAGGGGAGAGAUCACCACCACCCUGGAGAUACGAAGACUAGGUUUUUCUUCUUCCUUCCAGCUAGAUUUCCCUCCAAGGUAACGGUGUCUUUCUCAUUCACCAUUUCUCUCUCCAUGUGUCUCACUGCCGUAAGAGUAUCUGCCUAGGAGAGGUCCAGACACAGCCCGUUCUGUAACCCUUGCAGACCACCUAGUCUCGGCUUAGAGUCACCUCAUGCCGGUGCAGGGUUUUGCCCUUCCCCUUCUUAGAUCUUGUUUGUGGUCUUAGGUGAUUUGGUUGUUCACGGUUACAGUGGCUUUUUAUUCGAAUGCCCAUUAGAGCCCAACAAGGCCCCAGUCGCCCUGUUCGUUCACACUAUGGAGCAGGGUGCUUAGCACCCGCCCCCCACCCCCCCCCCUCCUGUGCCCUUUUGCUCACCCCAGGGGAGAAGCAUGCCCUGACUUUCCUAUAUUUUGCUGGCCAAGAACGCCAUCCCCUUUCCUCCGGGAACUUGCAUCUUGAACCCCAAGGGUACACCCUGCUUAGAAAAAGCCACUGGGGAUUCCGGAGUGAAGUCUGAGCAGAGGGAUUGUUGUCUGUCCUGAGACGGAACAGACUCCACGGGAGGCCGUGUGGGUGCCCAUCCGCAUCGGGGUCUUUGGGUGCGCAGGUGGUGGCCUGGGUUUUCAGCAGACGCCUUGCUAUGCCGCAGCCCAGGGGAAGCAAGGUGAUGGACUGGCUUAUGUAGUAGACCGGUCUCCUCUUCCUCCCCGCACACCAGUACUGUCCUCUGAGACCCUGUGUAGGCACCACACCUUAAUCCCUAACAUGCUCAUUUCCAUGUAUUAUGUAUGCUGCAGCAAUGCUUUGGGGGUACAGUCAGGCUCAGGGGUGAGGGAAGGAGGCAGUCCUUUGCCCCAUUUCUUCAUUACAGGUGCAUGGGCUUUCUGUGGGAAAUCAGCCCCUGCCUUGUAGCCUGAGUGCUUGAGGGAAGAUGCCUGGCUUUCCUCUGUGUGAAGGGUGUGAAGGGAAAGAUGCCAGAGGGCUGGGACUGGCUGUGUAACUACUAAGAGCCCAGCUUGCCCACAGGUAUAGAAAAGUAGGUGAUGCACGCAAUUAAAGAUGUGGAGUGGUUACAGGAAAUUUGAAAGGAAGAAAAGAAACCGAAGCCAGUAUUUUAGUAGUUUUUUUUUUUUUUUUUUUUUUUUUCCCGUGUGUAUUUUCUGUUGGGCUGGGGGAUACCAUCAAAGGGUGAGCUUUUCAGCUUUCUGUGAAGAUCCCCAGGACCUUGUUUGGCCAUUUCUAUGGAAAUGUGGUGUCAGAUGAGCGGUAAUGGUGCCCUCCAGUGGCUGGGAGACCUCAUUGCACAUGGCCUUGCCGGAGCUCGGAGCAUUGGACCAGGAGAGGAAAAAUUGCCAACUGGUUCUCUGGACGUACUUACCUACGGCUACAAUGUUGCAUUAAUGAAAAACUACACUGUGCUAGGCCCAUUCCGGACACGGAUACGACCGGCACCCUCUUUCAUCAGGGUGUUUCUGUAGCAGGUUUUCAUAUUCUUUUCAAACAAUGGUUUCUCUGCGUUUAUUGUUGAAAAAAACAGGUGGGGUAAGAAAACUACCCAUGCAUGAUGUAGAGAGCUGUUGAUUUGUUUUUGUUUGUUUGUUUUUUUAAAGGAAAACUAUUUGUAAAAUGUUGCACUAAAAUGUUUUAUAUACACUUCAGAGACCUGUAGUAAAUUAUGUUGAAAAUAUGGCUGUUUACAGUUACUGGAGUACACGGUCCUUCUUUCUCCUCCCCCACCCCCACCCCUCCCACCCCUUAACAGCCUCUCUUGCUCUGUGACACUGUCCCCUGGGGGUCUGGAGUUCUGCUCCUGACUUUGGCCUGCUGGGCUCCAGGGUCAAGAAUUGCAGCCUUUACCGCCACAUCCUGCCCCACAGCCUAAAGCGUGCCUUUGUACAAACGAUGACUUAAAAAAAAAAAAAAAAAAAAAAAAACAACGCUUUCUCGACACUUGACUGUCAUCUGCUGAGAA